UCCAGCAGUAAUACCAAGACACCUGUACCACUCAACAGAAGCACGACACGUGUCUUACAAACUCUUGGUAAGACCACCACGUGUCCCUUUAGAAUCCCAAAUUCCCAUAAACCUUACCGCUAUAAACUAGAAUUUUGAGGACUCUCAAAUUACCAAAUUACGCGAAUUCGUCCUCCUCCUCCUACUCCUCCUAUUGCUCGUUAUACGCUCCGUUGUGCUCCGGCGAAUGGGUGUGGGAAUCGGUGUUCCGAUCUGCAUUGAAUGUGGGACCCACAGCAAUCCGUGCAGAUGCAAGGUGGUGGGGCCGACCCUGGGGUUUUUGGCUUUCGCUGUGGCGGCGGUGGUGGAGUGGCCGGUGGGAGCUCUGGUUUUUUGCUUCCGCCAUCACAAGGGGCGCCGUAUCAUGGCGCAUCCGGCUACCGUCGUAUACCCGUCGGUGUCUAAUGCGGUUCCGAUUUGAGAUAAUACGCAAGAAUGCUGUUCCUUUACAUGCUUUUUUUCCCCAAGUCCAAUAAUGUAUAUUAAUAAUGGAUCUCAAUUUAAGAGUAAAAUUAAUAGGCUAAAUAUACCCUAUGUCUCUUCUCAUAUAUAUAUAUACCCUAUGUGUAGCCAACUAAUAAUAACAAGUUUGAUCCUUUGAAGAGCUGUUUUUGCAA
Messenger RNA from Cucumis sativus (cucumber), 656 nucleotides. RefSeq lists its product as uncharacterized. NCBI's taxonomy places the organism in Eukaryota, Viridiplantae, Streptophyta, Magnoliopsida, Cucurbitales, Cucurbitaceae. The record is from RefSeq and is a predicted model, not a curated record. The transcript has a single exon. The coding region runs from base 227 to 460 and encodes 77 amino acids.